Messenger RNA from Marasmius oreades (fairy-ring Marasmius), 3816 nucleotides. RefSeq lists its product as uncharacterized. The transcript has 18 exons. Gene Ontology annotation, cellular component: exocyst. Lineage: Eukaryota; Fungi; Basidiomycota; Agaricomycetes; Agaricales; Marasmiaceae. The record is from RefSeq and is a predicted model, not a curated record. Gene Ontology annotation, biological process: Golgi to plasma membrane transport; exocytosis. Bases 13 to 3816 code for a protein of 1267 amino acids.
UUGCGACUUACCAUGUCGCGUGCUCCUCCAUUUCCAACUCGUACAAGCCGCUCAGGCUCUGUUUCCAAUUCUAAUGGGCCUAACUCGUCCCAGAAUACACGUCCUCUCCAGAUAAGUAGAGGUCCUUCACGACCAACCACUCCCUCACGGCCACCCACUCCUGGCAACAAUGCUCCUGCUUCAAUACCUCGUACUAGCAAUGUUUCCGGCGGACCUUCUCGUCCUCAAAGAUCAGAACUCAGACAAACAGGGACCAGGAGUUCCGAUUAUUCUGAUCGCACCGCAAGUACGUACAGGGAUAGCGUAGCGAGCUCUACGCGACAGGAUCCUGGACAGACUCACCGAACACGACCCUCCCUCUCCUCAACAAUACCCUCACGACAAAAAAGCGAAGAAUAUUCUCCAAUGUCCCCUGCUCUUUCGAACGUGAUGUCAGCAUUCCGUGAUGCUGGGGCCAGGAGGCGUGCUACUCAAGAUGACGAUGAUGUCGAGUAUCAGAGAGACAGAAGGCAGGAAAGAGAGGCUGAGAGUGCGCGGCAGCAACGAAUAAGAGAAAAGGCACCUGGCAGGCGAACAAAUGGUAGAACGAAACCCGGGGACACUGACGCCGUUCUCGACCAGAUAAAAGAGGAGUGGGAGUUUGUGAUCGAUCCGGAUUUCAAUUCAGUGGAUCUUGCCCUGCAACUUUUGGAUGAAUCGUCGACAGGGAAAGGCAUGGAAUCCUUUAGGAGAACCAGUCGACUGCUGGGUAAAGCGCUAAAAGUAUCGGUUGACAAACAUUACCAGGCUUUUGCUGCUGCAUUACCGAAUCAUGCUUCUCUUCUUAAUCACCUGGGAGCCACACAAACUCAGAUCAGUGAAGCAAGAACAUCUCUUCAAGAGUCCAAGGAUUCACUGGGGACUAAAAGAGCCGAUUUGGUCCAGUUGUGGUCUAGAGGUCAGACGUUGGAAGAAAUGAUGCGUCUUUUGGACCAAAUAGAGCAUUUGAAGACGAUACCGGAUCUUCUGGAAACGCUCAUGUCCGAGAAGCGCCUUCUUCAAGCCUCUGUCCUCCUUGUCAAGAACCUAAAGAUCAUCAACAAACCCGAUAUGCUUGAAAUUGGUGCCGUCUCAGACUUAAGAAGUUAUCUCGCAGGCCAAGAGACUGCUCUGUGGGAGAUACUAAUUGACGAAUUGCAAAGUCAUCUUUAUUUGAAGUCUUUCUGGUGCGAAUCUCGUUGGGCUCCGUAUACUCCAAGACAGACCACAUUCAUCAAGGUACCUUUUGAAGAAGUUCCGGAUCCCAAAGCUUUUUCACAAUCCCAAUCUCCUUUCUCGCCCACCUUUGAACACUCCCGCCUCUCCCGAUUCCUCAACAGUCUAGCGGUAAGACCGAAUGAUUCACCGCUUGACCUAAAUGAAACAUCCAACUUCAACGAUCGAGAAAGUGGCGGUUUACCAAUCUCAUCGUCCAGUACAUUCAAUCGCAACUCCUUCGGCUCUUCACGGGACAAUCAAUCUACUAAUCCAGAAUCGGACUCCUUUGCCUACAUGGAAACAGUCCUUGAGUCACUCGCGGUACUUGGGAGACUCGGGAGUGCUCUAGACGUCAUAACUCAAAGGUUACCAGGUGAAUUGUUCACUCUGGUGGAUACCACCCUGGAAGAAGUAUCUGAGAGGACGGAAUAUGGGCAACGUAGCUCGAUCUAUUCAUUUGGUAACAGCACAGCAAACGCGGAAGGAGUUUACAUAUUUUCCGUUGACCCUUCGUUGAUCGUUACCCACAAUAAUGAGUUUCUCCGUGCACUGACUCUGAGGCUGGCGGCAUUGGAGUCUUCGUCUCAACACGUUGACCACGAAAUCUUAAGGGAUUUCUUUUGGACGUUGUAUUCGAAAAUGGAUGCUCUAGCCCAAGGUUUACGGGUCAUCUGUGAAGUUGCAAACCGUAUCGGAUCGCGAAAGGACUUCAAGGACUCGUUUGGAACAAAGCUAGGCACACUAUUCCCGCUGGAUGAUAUUUGGUCUUCUAUUCAAUCCGAGGUCAGAACACUUCUAUACGAUUACCUCACCAGUGAGGAGGAGAGCAACAUCGCUGGUCGAAAUCCGGUGUUGUCUAUCAAUGAGAUCCUGAGGGAUGGGCGCUUCUCGCGGGAUAAAACCAAAGGAGUGUUUCGGUUGGCUGAUACCGACUCAAGGCUCACGAAGAAGCUUCUUAAAACCCAUGAAGAUGCAUUGACUCAAGUAAUCAAAGAUACCAUGCCGGGGCUAGUUCAAGCGUCUACUGAGACAGCGGUACAAUCCGCAUUAUCUAAAGUCGGUACCGACGAUAGAGCACUACCUGGUGUUGGUCAACAUCAUAAACUUCUCAUUAAACCCAAUGCUUUCAACGUUAGCGUGCUCUUCCAGCCUACACUAGCCUGGUUGGAACGUGUAGCCAAGGUCCUUCCCUCCGAUGUCGCCAACGUCCGCUCCUCUGCGGGUGUACUUGAAGAGUUUGUCUUGAAAAUAUAUCUCCCGCAGCUAGAGGAGAAGGUUUCUGACCUCUUUCAUCAAACUGUCACUGGCCCCGAAGCUUUUCAGGCUGACCCAUUAUCGAGGAAGCUCUCGCCAGAGCCUCUCGUUAGGGCAAGUACACAUCUUAUGGCUCUGGUGAACUCCCUUUGCGUGAUCCUGCAAACGACCCCUUUUCAUCGGGAGAGCCACUCGCGGUUGAUUUUAGGUAUCAUUAUCCAGUUCUACCAAAGAUGUAGCGAUAGAUUCCAAGAUUUAAUCACCACCAAGCCACCCACCGAAACCGCUUUGGAUCCCGAGGUAGCAGUAGGUGCUCAGUGGGCGCAGCGGUCCGACUUCUUGACGACCCUGUCUGAACUCAAGGCCCUCUCAAUCCUUGACAGUUCAAAGAAACGGGUUCUUCUCCGUCAGGAAACAGAGCUUGAACUUGGCGCACUAGGGGAGGGCAAGAUCUCCAGGAACGACCUAGUCGUAUCAGUGCGCAAUCUUGGCGCAUUAGCAUGUUUAUAUCGAAGUAUUGUUUGGUUUGCCUCGGAACUAUCUACGCUCAAGGCUCGACCGGAUGACAUGCCUCCUACCCCUCAGAACCUCGAACCGCUAUCCGCGGCGCCAUUUACGCCUUUCACACCUCUACUACCAACGCUGGUGCCCACCCCCGAAAUCAAUCUACCGCUUUCAAAAGAAAUGGCUCUUCGAUUCCAGGCGUUGGUCAGAACUUACGAUCAACUAUCGGAUCUUAUUCUGGAUACCAUCCGGCUCGAUGUGCGCUGCAGAACCAUGCAUUAUCUUGACUUGGCAAUGCGAUUGGGAAACUAUACAAUAGACACUGAGGCUGGAGAGCCCGAUCCGCACAUCAUAGAUCUCAAUAGUGAGUUGGGGGAAUGUAAUGAUCUCAUGGCCACACAUCUACCGAAGAGUAGUAGAGACUUUAUCUUUGCGGGACUCGGGCAGCUCAUGAAGUCCAUACUGAUCUCCGGAGCACGGUAUCUUCACCGCCCGAAUGCAUUUGGGAUUAAGAAGAUUCUAAGGAACGUACUCGCCCUCCAGCAAUGCGUGAAGGCCAUCGCCACUGCUGAGCAAGCCAAGGACGUUGACAGAGUGAAAAAGUAUUAUGCACUAUUCUUCAAGGGACCUCAGGACAUGAUCGAAGGGAUACGUCAAGAACAAACAUUUACCUUUGACGAAUACCAGGUCAUGUUGGCUUUGCAAUGCGGUAUCGACCCGAACCAGUCUGACAACAGGGCCUCUCAAUCGACCGACCGAAAUUAUAGUAUGUACAUGAUAGACUUGCAUGGAUUGGAAAUUGAAGAAGCAACGGAGUCUUGA